AUGAUAGCGGUUGAUGCUAAGCAGGAGCCUACUAGGAAGCUUGACGGACAGGGAGAUGCGGUCGAGGCGCAACUGCUCAACGACAUACUGUUUUCAACGUUGGGCUGCACAGCUGAAGGGGGAAAGGAAAACGAUCCGGACAUGACGGGCUACAAGGAUGCCGGGGGGUUCCGUGUGGGCGAUCUAGAGGAGCCUCGGGGCAUGGAGAGCGAGGAUGAGCUCUUCAAUGCGUUCAUCAACACGUGCGACUUUCCUAAGGAGCCCUCGGGGUCUCACUCAGGGUCACAGUCAGGGCCCAGCGGUGGGCCGAACACCCUCAACAAGCAUAACAUUAUGCUGGCCGAGAUGGCGCUCGAGGGCAGCACGCUGCGCCAGCCGCCCUUCGGGACACACAUGGCGCUCUCCAGCAGUGGGGAGGCGGACGCCUUGAGUGUUUCGCCGUCUGCGGGGACCAAAGACUGGUCAGCCUUGUCUGUUUCCGCAAAGGAGGUUGCGGGGCCAUCUUCGGAGUCGUACUAUCAGUACUGCGAGCGGCUCUUGAACCAGGCGCUCAGUUUUGGGCGCACGGAGCCGAUCAGGACGACAUACCUCAACCCGGCGGACUUCAUUGACGUUGAUCCGAGCGCAUUGCCGUACCGUUUGACCGUUUCGGAUAUACCGACCAGAUCGCGUGUUGAGACGCAAAUAAAGCUUGAUCUCUCGAUCUCCCCGCCUCCCAGACAGUUUCUCAUUCACCUGCCCAGCGACUGCAUAACGAAACAGAAGCUGUAUUUGAGCCAGGACGAACAUACGUAUCCGCCGGAGGUGCGCAGUGAACUGCUAUAUCUGGAGGCGUUUUUACUCUGCUCCUCCAACAAUCGCGCAACAUAUGUCUGCAGUCGCUGCGUGAAAAGAGAGCAGAGGCGGGCCGCAAGACGGAAGUCUGGUUUGAGUGAUAAUCUGAUCUGGUGUAACAAUGGAAAUAGGAGAGCUGUUGUCUUCAAUAGUAAGCAAGUGUUCUUACUCAAACAAAGCGAGAACUCUCUGACAUCAAAAUCAUUUUCACUUUCCACCAGAAUUGUCUGCUACUGCAGACACCACAAGGAGCCAGAGGGUUUCAAGAUGAUGUUCAUUCUGCGGGAUGCCUGUGGCAACGUAUUGGGGAAGGAUGUGACUACACCUAUUAUGAUCAUGGACAAGAAAUCAAACAAGAGGGGGGGAGAGCCAUUGAAGGAAGGUGCUGAAUCAACCUCAGCGACUGACCUGUCAUCUCUCAUGAAGACUGCUGGGGAGUGUAGCACGGAACCAACGAGUGACUUCAGUGGAGCAGACUCGCAGCCUUGUAGCGUGGGGCAGGGAAACAUUAACAUGCAGCUGAUGAAUCAUGCACCUAUACUGUCUCCAACCUCACUUCCUGAUGAUGGUGCCGAGGCUCACCAUAUUUUGGACCCCAAAGCCCAGCAACCAUCACAGCAACAGCAAUAUAUCCAGGGCUUACCAUUCUCGAGUUCAUCUGCCGCGGCUGCUCAGAGGACCAGCGGCUAUAAACGAAAGCGGACGUGGCAUGAAAGCCCCUUUCCCAUUUUGGAUGCUGGACCAAGGCCGUCACUUGGAACUGGGGACCGCAAGUAUUCCUACCCUAGCGCUUCGUCCGUCACCCCUCUUCAGAGUAUGCCAACCAUUCAGAAUUCGUUAGUUGUCCCUCACCAGACAGCACCAAAAAUCAACAAACCGUUCAUCCAUCGUGUGAUACCAAACCAAGGGCCAAUUAAAGGUGGUGUAGAGAUUACUUUGCUGGGAUCGAACUUCAAACCCGGUGACAUAGUAAAAUUCGGCGCUAACAGAGCCCUCUCCACUCAAUGUUGGAGCGACUCGACGAUUGUUACCUAUCUGCCUCCUGCACCUACUGCUGGUAAAGUUCUGGUCACUGUCACAAGCCAAGAUGAUGUAGAAGGCGAAUUACUAGCAUCGAUGCCGCAAAGUUCUGCCUUCUUCACUUACGUUGAUGACACUGACAGACAGCUAAUCGAAUUAGCGCUGCAAAUAGUCGGGCUAAAAAUGAACGGCAAGUUGGAGGAUGCGAGAAACAUUGCAAAGCGGAUUGUCGGUAAUGAUGGGAACUCUUCAGCUGGAUCUUCCCCUGGCAAUCUGUCUUCAAACGGACCAGCAAAUCAGUUUAGCAAUCAACUCUACUACUCUGACGAAGCCUUGCUGAUAAAGGUUAUUAAACUACUGACUCCGAGCUCCAACAUAUCCAUGUGUACGGAGGAGGGACAUACCUUGCUUCAUCUGGCCUGCCUAAAGGGUUACUACCAGCUAGUAUCCCUAUUGGUCAAGAAAGGCGCUCACGUUGAAGUAACUGACAGGUUCGGCUUUACCCCACUACAUUUUGCAUGCGUCAACGGCGAUACCAGGAUAACGCGCCUUCUAAUCCAGUGCAAAGCGCAAGUAAGCGCACUCGCAUUGAAUGGCGUGACUCCAUCUGAUGUCUUUACAACAAAUCAUCGUCGGGAUGACAGGAUGUACAAGCUCUAUUUCGAUGAGAUGAUGGACGUGCUGGAUGCAGCGGUCAACAGUUCAUACGCAGACGUUCAGCGGAAGAUGUCGGUGUCAAGUUUACAGUCAAGUGAAUUUGAAGAGGAGUUCGAUAUCCUAGAUAAUGGGUUUCGAGUCCAUGUAUCCAAAUUGGCUUAUGAUACAUGUUUGUCCGCUUCAGAACUGGAGUCAAGCAAUUACGAGGAGGAUGGCGACGAUAGCCUCCUGUUCAAUGACGAAGCCUCAGAACAUGCAGAUGCGUCUGUGGAAUCUGGGGAAGCCAAAAUCUACGAAAAUCAGAAACAAAGUAUGGACGGUCUCGUUCCCGAGGCAGAUGCUCAGCCAGAACCGCGCGCAGAGUCUCUGAGCCGCCAUAGGUCCGAAACUGAUGCCAGCAGCUCGACUCAGCAGGAGGGCUCCCUCUGGAAUAGGGUGUUUAGUGCGUUCAACGACAGCCCUCCCAAGUACGAGGACCUAUUCCCCUGCGGUAGCGACCCAAGUGCCACAGACUCGAAACUACGGACUCACAUUUCAUCCGAGGAAGACCCUAGCAGAGUGUCCGCCACACUGUCCAUGGAUGAAUCCCAGAUCUCAUCAGAGGAUGAAGAAGAAGCGUUGCAGGCGCGGUUCAACCGUUUCUUCCAACAACGCAAGAACUUCAGGAAUGAUAAAAUGCUACUGAUAUUCUGGAUUCCGUUAAUGAUCGUGCUCUUAUCGUGCUUCCUCAUCAACCGCUUCGGCCAAGAUGGCAACUCUGUCCAUCAUUUGUCGGAAAAGGCCUCGAUGUUUGUGAGGAUGGGCCUUGUUAAGCUCAUGCUCGGGAACGAGCGCAUGAAGACCAUUUUUAGGGAAUCCUUAAACAACUUCCAGAGUAGAAGAAUGCUUGGGGAUGUUGUAGCAAUCUGA
This is a messenger RNA of Eremothecium gossypii ATCC 10895, 3420 nucleotides long. It is a transcript of the gene SPT23, whose product is annotated as Spt23p. The record is from RefSeq and is marked provisional. The coding region runs from base 1 to 3420 and encodes 1139 amino acids. The transcript has a single exon. NCBI's taxonomy places the organism in Eukaryota, Fungi, Ascomycota, Saccharomycetes, Saccharomycetales, Saccharomycetaceae. Gene Ontology annotation, molecular function: protein binding.